AUGCCCCCCUCUCUCGCGCUGGCGCACUCCUCACUCCCGUUCCCUUCUGGCCGCGCGCUCCCCAUCCAGCUGCCCCGCCGCCUCGCCCACAAACACCCGUCCCUUUGCGCUUACGGUCUCCUCCACGGCGGCACGCUCCAGCGGCCGCUCCGCACGCCUCGACGCCUCGCCGUCUUCGCCAGGGCUUCGGCGUCCGCUGUGGUCCCGCCGCACGGAGAGGGAGGUGGUGGCACGGCGGCGGGGCGGAAGGGCACGGGGUACCGGAACCGGUUCCUGGACCUGGCGCGGCUGGGUGCGGUGGCGGAGGGCGCGGCGGAGGCCUUCUUCCGCAGCGAGAUCCGCCGGCGGCUGGUCUUCACUGCCGCGCUCAUCGUGCUCAGCCGCGUGGGCUACUUCAUCCCGCUCCCAGGGUUCGACCGCCGCCUCAUCCCAGACUCUUACCUCAGCUUCUCCCCGCUUCCUGCAGUUGACCUAGGCGAUUUCUCCUCAGAAUUGAAGCUUUCGUUUUUCCAGCUGGGGAUCAGCAUCAAAUUUCAGCAUCUAUUGUCAUGCAGAUGGUGGCUUUCUUUGUGUUUUGCAACUGUGGCUGCUUUUACUGUGUCAUGCUAUUCCCUGCAGUAUUCAGUAUAUGCUGCAAGUUACAGGGUUAAGCAUAUAAUUAUAACAAGUCUUUUGCUUGUUCUUGGUGCAAUGUCAAUGACAUGGAUUUGUGACACCAUAACAGAAUCUGGAUUUGGACAUGGUUCAUCUUUGAUUAUUUGUGUUGGAAUUUUGACUGGUUACACAGAUACACUACACAAGUUGAUAACUCAGUUUUCAGCCCUUGCUUACAACCUCAUACUUGCUAGCUUUUCCAAGCAUCAUGGCCAGUAUUUUUGCCUCGCCCUUCUAGGAAAACUUGAGGGAAAUUUUGAAUCCAAAGACUUCAACUGGUGGUAG
Messenger RNA from Miscanthus lutarioriparius, 939 nucleotides. Lineage: Eukaryota; Viridiplantae; Streptophyta; Magnoliopsida; Poales; Poaceae. The record is from the annotation of a GenBank genome assembly.